Monodelphis domestica (gray short-tailed opossum) is the source of this 4207-nucleotide messenger RNA. Its product is annotated as KIAA1755 ortholog. The record is from RefSeq and is a predicted model, not a curated record. NCBI's taxonomy places the organism in Eukaryota, Metazoa, Chordata, Mammalia, Didelphimorphia, Didelphidae.
CCCUCAGGAGAAAAUGGAAAUGAGAAUAUGCACUGACCCCUCUGCUGAACUGAUGGAAAGGAAGCUGGCUGGCUCUUGGACUCCUUCUCCUUAGCCAGUUGCUCCCCUACCUGCUUCCACUGCCCAUAAACAACAUGGACUCCCAAUCAUUGGACACAGCAAUUCAGAGUGCCCUUGCAGCCCUCUACCCACCCUUUGAAGCUACAGCUCCAACCAUCCUUGGCCAGGUGUUCCGCCUCCUGGAGAUUCACUAUCAGGGAGAUGGGCUCUGCUGCCUCCUGGAUUUCCUGAUACCUGCCAAACGCCUUUUUGAGCAAGUCAGGGAAGCAGCCUGUGCUCCAUAUUCACAUUGCGUAUUCCUCCACACGGGUUGGCCCCUAUGCCUUGGGGAAAAGGUAGUGGUUCACCUUGCACCACUGAACCCCCUCCUAUUACGUCAGGGAGACUUCUACCUACAAGCAGAACCACAUGAAGAACAGUCUGUUUGCAUAAUGGUUAAAUGCCUUUCUAAGGAUUUAAGAAACGUGGAAGAAAGACCAGUUCCUGAGUCUUCAUACCCAACUCUAUUCACCAAGGAAUGGCUGGAGGGCCUCAAUCAAGACCUUGAUAGAAGGGCCCUACAUAGUUGCUUGGUGGCUACAGAAAAAGGGGUUUCUCCUGAGCCUUGGUUAAAAAUAACUGCCCCCAAAUUUGUCAACAAACCCCAAACAGUGACUGAUCUUUCCCCCUCUCAAGUAUCUCUCCAGUUAGAUGCACUGGAUUUAAGCACACCCAGAGGGAUGCUCCAGAUGGUGUCCAGUAGCAACCCAAAGCCCCCCAGCACUGCUAGUUCUCAACCACUACUCAAUAAGGAUACAGGAUCCUGGGGGUCAGAUAAGAAUAAGUAUCCAGGACUCAUCAAAGUGGAACAAACAGGAUCUUGGAAGAAAUCUUGCAGAUUGACUGCCCCUAGUAUGGAUGAGAUGAUCAUCCAGAAUCUUGAGGGGGAUUAUGUGGAUCUCCUCAAGAUUUCCAAAGAAAAAAGAGGAUGUUCUUCACAUAGAUCAACAGUGAAUCUCAAUGAGUUCAUCUCUUCAGAUGCCAACAAACCACUGAAGAAUCAAAUGGUACCUCCUAUCCAGAAGAUACCAUCUCCAUCAUUAGUCAACGGGGUCUCUUCUUUCCCAUCUGGGUCUGAAAAAUGGACUUGUGGGAAACCAGAGAGCUCCGAGGAUGGGCCCUGUACACCAUGCUUGAGGAGAAAGCUUAAUGGGUCUACUCAGUACCAGAAUUCAAGAUGUCGUUACCGGGAGUCCUACUUGGCUGCUCUUCAGAACCCAGUGAGCUUCAGUUCUGGUCUGAUGACUGCCAUUAAAGAAGAAUCAGAUAACUCAAAGAAUGAACCAACUUUGGAACCAGCAGCUGGAAAUCAUUUGGAUAUCUCAGAGCUCAGAAGCAGACCCAAUCAGGCUUCCUCUCCCCAACUUCAUGCAGCCUGCCCUCACAAAGUGGUACCCCAGGAAAGCAGAACAGAAGAAAUGGGUCUACACGGCUACCUAAAAUUUCUCAAGUCCUCAGCUGGUUCUAGUAGAAUUCUUUCUAGGUCAGGAUCUCCUACAGCCCAUCAGAAAUUCUCAUUCCUGAAGGGACAGAGACAAUCCCCAUCUUCCCAGGACUCUGAUCCCCCAGAGAAAGUCACACACCUGCACAAUGGACCCUGGAAAAUCAUGUCUUCUCUUUACUCACCCAAAAUGCACAGAGCAAAGUCCUCAGGAAAAGCUGGUCCCAGUCAGACCAAAAUAUCUGCCCAGGAAGCAUCCUCCACUCAGAGUUUUGGUGCUCAAUCCAGUUCAAGUAUGGAAGUCCCAGAAAGAGAUUCUGCACUUUUGGAGACCCUGUCUGAGCAGCCGCUCCAUGCUUGGGACCUGAAGGCUGAGAUCCUGCUCUCAGGGAUAGCUUGCUUACCAGGUAGCCAGGACAAGACAGGGAGGCCUCUGCUCCAGGUAACUACAAGUGGUUCCGCAUGGGAUGCACCAUGGUGCUCAGCCAGAGAAGUCACCAAACUCCUCAUCUACUUGUGCUCCAUCCCCAGACAAGAAGCCAAAGCCAUAGGACUGACUGUUGUGAUAGAUGCCAGGAAACAGGCCCCUACUCCCUGCCUGGUCAAUGCUCUAAGAACAACCCAGGCCUUGGCCCCAGCCUCUCUUCACAGUUUGCUGUUCCUGGGGGAGAAGGAAGCUGCUACCCACCUGGAGAAGGUGCCAGCCAUCCAGGUGGAGGUGCUUACAUCUCUGAAGGCCCUAGGCCGCCACGUGGACCAGAGCCAGUUGACCCCAGACCUAGAAGGAUCCUUCCCAUAUUGCCACAGUCAGUGGGUUCAGUUCUUCCAGAGGGUGGACCCCUUCCUGGCUGAACUCCGGAAGGUUUCUACACUGCUUCAGGAUGCCAUCCAGGAGUUUGAGAAGGGCAAGACCCCCAAGGGAGUACAGGAGGCCGCUCAAAGCAUGACCAAAUACAAGCAGAUGAUGGAGUCUGUGCUCAGCGAUGCCCAGCUGGUGAGUCUACAGAGAGAUGGGGGAGCCACCUUAGCCAGGCUCAGGAAGGAGACCUGCAAGCUAGCCUACUCACAGGAAGCCAGGAACAGUAUGGCUUUGGCAAUGGCCCUCUACAGUCAAGUGGAAGAACGGGUACACGUACUGGUGACCACAUCUAACAAGAGCCUGGAAAGACUGGAAUCUCUGGUGCAGACAAGGGAGCUGGAGUGUGAGUUCCACCAGAUCAGUGAAUGGAUUGACAGGGAAGGAAGUACACGGCUUAAGGCACUGACACCUUUGGAAUGGAGCCUCGAGCGGGUAGAAAAAUCCCAUGAGCAGUUUGAGGAAUUCUUCCAACAGGCUACGGCUCACUACAACCGGGGUUUAGAGCUGUCAAAACAAGCAGCCAAAUUCCAAGGAGCUGAAACGCCGGAGAUGGCAGCUUUCGUAGCCACCAAGAGCACCUUCCAGGCCAAGCUGACCCACUUCUACAUGGCCAUAGAGAGGCACAGGACAGACCUGGAAACCCUCCUCCAUCUCUAUCGAUUUUGCAAUAAGAUGACCUGGUUCAACCUGGAUUGUCAGGAUCUGGUGGCUGACCUAAAGUUGGGAGAGGGUUGUAGGGCCAGCCCAGAUGCUCAGCGCCACCUGGAGAGCUACCUGCAGAGGCUUGCCGUAGAGUUUCCUGCUGAAAAGCUGUGGGAGAUGUGGCUGCAGGCAUCUUCUCUGAGUCGAGGCCCUGGCCUGGGCCUUUGGGAGGAAGCCCGGCUGAGGCGACACGAGAGUCAUGUUAUUCUUCAGGAGGCUCUAACUCGGUGCCAGGGGAAACCAGAGGUUGAGAUGGGCCCUAAGAAGGGAAAAGAGAUUUCAAGGACCUUAGCCCCUGGAGCCCUGGAGGGAGACUCUUUAGCCAUCCUGGAACCUGGGAAACUAUUCACUGGAAUCCAAAGAUGGAAAGGACAGGCCAUUCCUGGGGGAAAGUUGAACAACUAUCCAGGUAGGAAUUCAGACUCUGUAGGCCCAGGUGGCCUAGAGAAAAAUGACUCCUCGGACCAGUCUAAGAAGAAAGGGGGUAAAAGAGAUAAUCAACAGGAAAUGGGGACCUCCAAUUCUGCUCCUGAAAUUACUGACCCAGAGCAAGGGUCCAAAGUUGACCUGUCUGUCAAGAUCAACAAGGUAGCCCCAGAGAAUUUGCAGCCUCCCCCAUGGCUACCCGGUCUACCUACUUCUUCCAAGUCCCCCACUCUCUGGAAAGGCCUCACCAGGAAGAGGCCAGGACGAGGAUCUCGCUUGCAGUUCUCCCGACAUGGCAGUUUCUCAUCAGAAGAGACGGAUUCACAGACCUCCCUGGAUGACUCACCACUGACCAGUCCUGUGGUAUCCCUGGAGCUGAGCAGCCCCCAACUGCUCUGGGCUCCAGGCAAGGGGGCAAGCAUGGCACAGCUGGAAGGCAAGCCUCUUGGUGGUCAGACACCAGGAAACCCGACCUAAAAUCAUUUCAGCAAGCAUUUAAUAAACACUUACUAUGUGCCUAGAUCUGUGCUCAGCUACUCUGGUGGGAGGAAGAUGGAGGGAACUACAGGAAAAAGGGAAGGAAUGGUCCCUGCCUUGUAGAGACUUACAUAACCAAACAUUUAGAGGAUGACAGUAUGUAAUAAAGUAUUAAACCUAAAAUAAUUAAAUUAUCAGAUGAA